AUGGCGAGGCGGCCACGGUGGCAGGGUCUCGGGGGAUCGUCGACCCCGAUACUCCUGCUCCUUCUCCUCGUCUCUUUGUUCCCCCUCAGCCUGGAGGAGCUGGGGGGCGGCUGGGACCCCGCUGUUGCGACGGGGCCAGGGGCGCAGCAGAUCGGUGGCGAAGCCUUAGCUCUUUGUCCCGAACCGCCUCACGCCCGGGAGGAUGGAGAGCCUGGCCUAGAAGUGCCGGAGUCUGUCUUCAUGGGGCUCCGAGCCGGGCGGCGAAACAUCCGGAACGGCGGAGGUGCCCCCGAGCUGCAACCCGCCCAGCCCGAGGUCCCGGCAGCGCACAGCCGAGAGCCAGGGGCAGGACGGGGGCCGGGGGCUCCGGCAUGCUGGCACCCAGAGGUGUCUUCCUGCGGGUGGCCCGGGCCUAGGCGGAGAGGCAGUGUGUCGCCAGAGGCUCUGCCCCCAGGGGGGACGGGACUGGGGGACAUGUCUCCCCUCCCAUCAGACCUUCCGGCUCCAUCCGAUGACCCCGAGUCAGGGUCCUCUCGGCCACCCUCGAGGCGAGGAAUCGGCCAAACAGUGGAGCCCUCCCGCUGCUGCAGGGAACCGUGGGCCCCAGGACCCCAAGGGCAGGGCGGACAAGCCGCGGGAAGAACAGCCCUUCGGCGGGAUUGUCUCCCCGGCGGCGGCGGCGGCGGCGUGGCCUCCGGUCCCGGGUGGGAUUCAGCACCUCGGGCGGUGAGGAGAGCUCCUCCGCCCGCUUCAGCACCCCACGAGUCGCGGACAGCUCCCCGGCGGGUUUCGGAGCGCAUGCGCUUCCGCGGUCUCUUCCGCCUCCGCCGCCGCCGGCGCCGCCGCCGCCGCCACCACCAUCACCAUCACCAUCAUCUCCGCCGCCUCCUCCCGCAGCCGAUGCGCGGCCCUGGCGGCCCCGCGGUGCCCGAAACCCGACGGCGGCGGAUGGCCUCCGAGGAGCGGCCGCGCCCCCGUCGCGCCGCCAACCGUCACCCCCAGUUUCCGCAGUACAACUAUCAGACCUCGGUCCCCGAGAACGAGGCGGCGGGCACGUCGGUGCUGCGCGUGGCGGCCCAGGACCCGGAUCCCGGCGAGGCCGGGCGUCUGGUGUACUCGCUGGCGGCGCUCAUGAACAGCCGCUCGCUGGAGCUGUUCAGCAUCGACCCGCACAGCGGCCUCAUCCGGACCGCGGCCGAGCUGGAUCGCGAGAGCAUGGAGCGCCAUUACCUGCGGGUGACGGCGCAGGACCACGGCUCCCCCCGCCUCUCGGCCACCACGAUGGUCGCCGUGACCGUGGCCGAUCGCAACGACCACGCGCCCGUGUUCGAACAGGCCCAGUACCGGGAGACGCUGCGCGAGAACGUGGAGGAAGGCUACCCCAUCCUGCAGCUGCGGGCCACGGACGGCGACGCGCCCCCCAACGCCAACCUGCGCUACCGCUUCGUGGGGCCGCCGGCCGCGCGGGGCGCCACGGCCUUCGAGAUCGACCCGCGUUCCGGCCUCAUCAGCACCAGCGGCCGCGUGGACCGGGAGCACGCGGAGAGCUACGAGCUGGUGGUGGAAGCCAGCGAUCAGGGGCAGGAGCCGGGACCCCGCUCGGCCACCGUGCGGGUCCACAUCACGGUGCUGGACGAGAACGACAACGCGCCCCAGUUCAGCGAGAAGCGCUACGUGGCGCAGGUGCGCGAGGACGUGCGCCCGCACACGCCGGUGCUGCGGGUGUCCGCCGCCGACCGCGACAAGGACGCCAACGGCCUGGUCCACUACAACAUCAUCAGCGGCAACAGCCGCGGCCGCUUCGCCAUCGACGGCCUCACCGGCGAGAUCCAGGUGGUGGCGCCGCUCGACUUCGAGGCGGAGAGGGAGUACGCCCUGCGCAUCCGGGCGCAGGACGCGGGCCGGCCCCCGCUGUCCAACAACACGGGCCUGGCCAGCAUCCAGGUGGUGGACGUGAACGAUCACGCUCCCAUCUUCGUGAGCACGCCCUUCCAGGUGUCGGUGCUGGAGAACGCGCCCCUGGGCCACUCGGUCAUCCACAUCCAGGCGGUGGAUGCGGACCACGGGGAGAACGCCAGAUUGGAGUACUCCCUGACCGGGGUGGCGGCCGACACGCCCUUCGUGAUCAACAGCGCCACCGGCUGGGUGUCGGUGAGCGGGCCCCUGGACCGCGAGUCGGUGGAGCAUUACUUCUUCGGGGUGGAGGCCCGGGAUCAUGGCGCCCCGCCCCUGUCCGCCUCGGCCAGCGUCACCGUGACGGUGCUGGACGUGAACGACAAUCGGCCCGAGUUCACCACGAAAGAGCAUCACCUGCGGCUGAACGAGGACGCGGCCGUGGGCACCAGCGUGGUCAGCGUGACGGCGGUGGACCGCGACGCCAACAGCGCCAUCAGCUACCAGAUCACGGGUGGCAACACCCGGAACCGCUUCGCCAUCAGCACCCAGGGCGGGGUGGGCCUCGUCACGCUGGCCCUGCCGUUGGAUUACAAGCAGGAACGCUACUUCAAGCUGGUGCUCACCGCCUCCGACCGGGCCCUCCACGACCACUGCUACGUCCACCUCAACAUCACCGACGCCAACACGCACCGGCCCGUCUUCCAGAGCGCUCACUAUUCGGUGAGCAUGAACGAGGACCGGCCGGUGGGGAGCACCGUGGUGGUCAUCAGCGCCUCCGACGACGACGUGGGGGAGAAUGCCCGGAUCACCUACCUUCUAGAAGACAACCUGCCUCAGUUCCGGAUAGAUGCAGACUCCGGGGCCAUUACCUUACAGGCCCCCCUGGACUACGAGGACCAAGUGACCUAUACCCUGGCCAUUACUGCCCGAGACAACGGUAUCCCACAGAAAGCAGACACCACUUACGUGGAGGUGAUGGUCAAUGAUGUCAAUGACAACGCGCCACAGUUCGUGGCCUCCCACUACACCGGGCUGGUCUCCGAGGAUGCGCCACCUUUCACUAGUGUCCUCCAGAUCUCAGCCACCGACCGGGAUGCCCACGCCAACGGCCGGGUUCAGUAUACUUUCCAGAAUGGGGAAGAUGGUGAUGGGGAUUUUACCAUCGAGCCCACCUCCGGAAUUGUCCGGACGGUCAGGCGGCUGGACCGAGAGGCAGUGCCCGUGUACGAGCUCACUGCCUACGCGGUGGACCGUGGUGUGCCCCCGCUACGGACGCCGGUGAGUAUCCAGGUGACUGUCCAAGACGUGAAUGACAACGCACCCGUCUUCCCAGCCGAAGAGUUUGUAGUGCGAGUGAAGGAGAACAGCAUUGUGGGCUCAGUGGUGGCUCAGAUCACCGCGGUAGACCCGGAUGAAGGCCCCAACGCCCACAUAAUGUACCAGAUCGUGGAAGGGAACAUCCCCGAGCUGUUCCAAAUGGACAUCUUCUCUGGAGAGCUGACAGCACUCAUUGAUCUAGAUUAUGAGGCCCGCCAGGAGUAUGUGAUUGUGGUCCAAGCCACCUCUUCUCCCUUAGUCAGCAGAGCCACUGUGCACGUCCACCUCGUUGACCAGAAUGACAACAGUCCCGUGCUCAACAACUUCCAGAUCCUCUUCAACAACUAUGUGUCCAAUCGCUCAGACACCUUCCCCUCAGGAAUCAUCGGCCGCAUCCCAGCUUAUGACCCGGAUGUUUCUGAUCAUCUCUUCUAUUCCUUCGAGCGUGGCAAUGAAUUGCAGUUGCUGGUUGUCAACCAGACCAGCGGGGAGCUUCGACUCAGCCGAAAGCUAGACAACAACCGCCCACUGGUGGCCUCCAUGUUGGUGACGGUCACAGAUGGCUUGCACAGCGUGACAGCGCAGUGCGUGCUGCGUGUGGUUAUCAUCACCGAGGAGCUGCUGGCUAACAGCCUGACGGUGCGCCUGGAGAACAUGUGGCAGGAGCGCUUCCUGUCACCCCUGCUGGGCCACUUCCUUGAGGGCGUGGCCGCGGUGCUGGCCACGCCCACCGAGGACGUCUUCAUUUUCAACAUCCAGAACGACACGGACGUGGGAGGCACCGUGCUCAACGUGAGCUUCUCGGCGCUGGCACCUCGUGGGGCCGGGGCGGGCGCGGCAGGGCCGUGGUUCAGCUCCGAGGAGCUGCAGGAGCAGCUGUACGUGCGCCGGGCCGCCCUGGCCGCGCGCUCGCUGCUCGACGUGUUACCCUUCGACGACAACGUGUGCCUGCGGGAGCCCUGCGAGAACUACAUGAAGUGCGUGUCCGUGCUCCGGUUUGACUCCUCGGCGCCUUUCCUGGCCUCUGCCUCCACGCUCUUCCGACCCAUCCAGCCCAUCGCCGGCCUGCGCUGCCGCUGCCCGCCCGGCUUCACCGGCGACUUCUGCGAGACGGAGCUGGACCUCUGCUACUCCAACCCGUGUCGCAACGGAGGCGCCUGUGCGCGGCGCGAAGGGGGCUACACGUGCGUCUGCCGCCCGCGCUUCACAGGGGAAGACUGCGAGCUGGACACGGAGGCCGGCCGCUGCGUGGCGGGCGUCUGCCGCAACGGGGGCACCUGCACCAACGCGCCCAACGGCGGCUUCCGCUGCCAGUGCCCCGCGGGCGGCGCCUUCGAGGGCCCGCGCUGUGAGGUGGCCGCUCGCUCCUUCCCGGCCAGCUCCUUCGUCAUGUUCCGCGGCCUGCGACAGCGCUUCCACCUCACGCUGUCCCUCUCGUUUGCCACCGUGCAGCCCAGCGGGCUGCUGUUCUACAAUGGGCGUCUGAACGAGAAGCACGACUUUCUGGCCUUGGAACUUGUGGCUGGCCAAGUACGGCUCACGUAUUCCACGGGUGAAUCGAACACAGUGGUCAGCCCCACAGUUCCAGGGGGCCUGAGUGAUGGGCAGUGGCACACAGUACAUCUGAGAUACUACAACAAGCCCCGGACAGAUGCCCUAGGGGGUGCUCAGGGCCCUUCCAAGGACAAGGUGGCUGUGUUGAGCGUGGAUGACUGCAAUGUGGCUGUGGCUCUGCAGUUUGGUGCCGAGAUUGGCAACUAUUCAUGUGCGGCUGCUGGUGUACAAACAAGCUCCAAGAAGUCCCUGGACCUGACGGGCCCUCUGCUUCUGGGGGGUGUCCCCAACCUCCCGGAGAACUUUCCCGUGUCCCACAAGGACUUCAUUGGCUGCAUGCGAGACCUGCACAUCGACGGCCGCCGAGUGGACAUGGCGUCCUUCGUCGCAAACAAUGGCACAGUAGCAGGCUGCCAGGCCAAGCUGCACUUUUGUGACUCAGGUCCCUGCAAGAACAGUGGCAUCUGCUCAGAGCGCUGGGGUGGCUUCAACUGUGACUGCCCUGUGGGCUUUGGUGGCAAAGAUUGUCGGCUCACCAUGGCCCAUCCUUACCAUUUCCAUGGCAACGGCACACUGAGUUGGGACUUUGGAAAUGACAUGGCUGUGUCUGUGCCGUGGUACCUGGGGCUGGCAUUUCGGACACGGGCAACACAGGGGGUCCUGAUGCAAGUGCAGGUUGGGCCACACAGCACGCUCCUCUGCCAGGUAGAUCAGGGGUUGUUGUCCAUAACAGUAACCAGAGGCUCAGGCCGGGCUGCCCACCUCCUGCUGGAUCAGAUGACUGUCAGUGAUGGCCGAUGGCAUGAUCUGAGACUGGAACUGCAGGAGGAGCCAGGUGGCCGGAGGGGCCAUCAUGUCUUCCUGGUCUCCUUGGACUUCAGCCUCUUCCAGGACACCAUGGCUGUGGGGAGUGAGCUUCAGGGCCUGAAGGUAAAGCAACUCCAUGUGGGCGGCCUGCCCCCCAGCAGUAAGGAGGAGGUUCCUCAGGGUCUGGUCGGCUGCGUCCAGGGGCUGUGGCUCGGCUCAACACCUUUGGGGUCCCCAACCCUGCUACCUCCCACCCACCGAGUGAAUGUGGAGCCGGGCUGUGUCGUGACCAACGCCUGCGCAUCGGGACCCUGUCCACCUCAUGCUGACUGCCUUGACCUCUGGCAGACCUUUUCCUGCACCUGCUGGCCAGGUUACUAUGGCCCGGGAUGUGUGGAUGUGUGUCUCUUGAACCCAUGUCAGAAUCAGGGGUCCUGCCGGCACCUCCCAGGGGCUCCCCAUGGCUAUACCUGUGACUGUGUAACUGGCUAUUUUGGUCACCACUGUGAACACAGGAUGGACCAGCAGUGUCCUCGGGGAUGGUGGGGGACCCCAAACUGUGGGCCCUGCAACUGUGAUGUCCACAAGGGUUUUGACCCCAACUGCAACAAGACGAAUGGGCAGUGUCACUGCAAGGAGUUCCAUUACCGACCUCGGGGCAGCGACUCCUGCCUCCCAUGUGACUGCUACCCGGUGGGUUCCACCUCGCGCUCCUGUGCACCCCACAGUGGCCAGUGUCCCUGUCGCCCAGGAGCCCUUGGCCGCCAGUGUAACAGCUGUGACAGUCCUUUUGCAGAAGUGACGGCCAGCGGCUGCCGAGUGCUCUACGAUGCCUGCCCCAAGUCCCUGAGAUCUGGUGUGUGGUGGCCUCAGACCAAAUUCGGUGUCUUGGCAACAGUGCCUUGUCCCCGGGGGGCCCUGGGAAUGCGGGGUGCAGGUGCUGCUGUGCGGUUGUGUGAUGAAGACCACGGAUGGCUGGAGCCCGACCUUUUCAACUGUACGUCCCCUGCCUUUCGAGAACUCAGCCUGCUGCUGGAUGGUCUAGAGCUGAACAAGACGGCACUAGAUACGGUGGAGGCCAAGAAGCUAGCUCAGAGACUACGUGAAGUGACUGGCCAGGCCGACUACUACUUUAGUCAAGAUGUCCGCGUCACUGCCCGCCUGCUGGCUUAUUUGCUGGCCUUUGAAAGCCGUCAACGAGGAUUUGGCCUGACAGCCACACAAGAUGCCCACUUCAAUGAGAAUCUACUGUGGGCUGGCUCUGCACUGCUUGCUCCAGAGACCGAGGACUUGUGGGCAGCCCUGGGGCAGCGGGCCCCCGGGGCCUCCCCUGGCAGCGCAGGCCUGGUACAACAUCUGGAGGAAUACGCAGCCACGCUGGCGAGGAACAUGGAACUCACUUACCUGAAUCCCGUGGGGCUGGUGACACCCAAUAUCAUGCUCAGUAUCGACCGCAUGGAACACCCUAGUUCUGCACAGAGUACCCAUCGCUACCCUCGUUACCACAGCAACCUUUUUCGGGGCCAGGAUGCCUGGGAUCCUCAUACCCAUGUGUUACUGCCUUCCCAAACUCCACGGCCAUCCCCAUCCCAAGUUCUUCCCACAGGAAGCAGCACAGAAAACUCCAGUGUCUCCAGUGUGGUUCCCCCACCGGUUCCCCCAGAACCCGAACCGGAACUCGGCAUCUCCAUUGUCAUCCUCCUCGUGUACCGCACCUUGGGGGGUCUGCUCCCUGCCCAGUUCCAGGCUGAGCGCCGAGGUGCCAGGCUGCCCCAAAACCCUGUAAUGAACUCUCCGGUGGUCAGCGUGGCUGUGUUCCAUGGACGCAACUUCUUAAGGGGUGUCCUGGAGUCCCCCAUCAGCCUUGAGUUCCGCCUGCUACAGACAGCUAAUAGGAGCAAGGCGAUCUGCGUGCAGUGGGACCCACCUGGCCCGGAAGAGCAGCAUGGCAUGUGGACAGCGCGGGACUGUGAGCUGGUGCACAGGAACGGGUCCCAUGCCUGGUGUCGCUGCAGCCGGACAGGCACCUUCGGGAUUCUCAUGGAUGCCUCUCCACGUGAGCGGCUGGAGGGCGACCUGGAAUUGCUGGCUAUAUUUACGCAUGUGAUCAUAGCCAUGUCAGUGGCUGCCCUGGUGCUGACAGCAGCCCUCCUACUGAGCUUGCGCAGCCUCAAGUCCAAUGUGUGUGGGAUCCAUGCCAAUGUUGCAGCAGCCUUGGGGGUGGCCGAGCUCCUCUUCCUCUUAGGGAUCCACCGGACCCACAACCAGCUGGUGUGUACUGCGGUGGCCAUCCUCCUGCACUACUUCUUCCUCAGCACCUUUGCGUGGCUCCUGGUGCAGGGCCUGCACCUCUACCGCAUGCAAGUUGAGCCACGCAACGUGGACCGUGGUGCCAUGCGCUUCUACCAUGCCCUGGGCUGGGGCGUCCCCGCUGUGCUGCUGGGUCUCGCUGUUGGCCUGGACCCCGAGGGCUACGGGAACCCUGACUUUUGCUGGAUCUCUAUCCACGAACCUCUCAUCUGGAGUUUUGCCGGCCCUGUCAUCCUUGUCAUAGUGAUGAAUGGGACCAUGUUUCUCCUUGCUGCCCGCACAGCCUGUUCCACAGGGCAGAGGGAGGCGAAGAAGACCUCUGUGUUCAGGACACUGCGCAGUUCCUUUCUGCUCCUUCUGCUGGUCAGUACCUCCUGGCUCUUUGGCCUCCUGUCAGUUAACCACAGCAUCCUGGCCUUCCACUACCUCCAUGCUGGACUCUGUGGCCUCCAGGGCCUGGCCGUGUUACUGCUCUUCUGUAUCCUGAAUGCAGAUGCCCGGGCCGCCUGGACACCAGCCUGUCUAGGCAAGAAGGCAGUACCAGAAGAGCCAAGGCCAGCACCAGGGCCGGGGCCUGGGGCCUAUAACAACACGGCUCUCUUCGAGGAGAGUGGCCUCAUCCGUAUCACUCUGGGUGCCUCUACUGUCUCGUCAGUGAGCAGUGCCCGUUCUGGCCGGGCCCAGGACCAGGACAGCCAACGGGGCCGCAGCUACCUCAGGGACAAUGUCCUGGUUCGACAUGGCUCGGCUGUUGACCACACUGAACACACCAUCCAGGCUCAUGCUGGCCCCACUGACCUGGACGUGGCAAUGUUUCAUCGAGAUGCUGGAGCAGACUCUGACUCUGACAGUGACCUGUCCUUAGAAGAGGAAAGGAGUCUGUCCAUCCCAUCUUCAGAAAGCGAGGACAAUGGCCGGACACGAGGGCGCUUCCAACGUCCACUCCGCCGGGCCGCCCAGAGCGAGAGGCUCCUUAGCCACCCCAAAGAUGUGGAUGGGAAUGACCUCCUCUCCUGCUGGCCAGCCCUGGGAGAGUGUGAAGCAAGCCCCUGUGCCCUGCAGACCUGGGGCUCUGAAAGGCGUCUGGGCCUAGACACCAGUAAAGAUGCAGCCAACAACAACCAGCCCGAGCUGGCCCUGACCAGUGGGGAUGAAACCACCCUGGGCAGAGCCCAACGCCAGAGAAAAGGCAUCCUGAAGAACCGGUUGCAAUACCCACUGAUGCCACAGACUCGAGGCGCUCCAGAGUUGUCCUGGUGCCGGGCAGCCACGUUAGGCCACCGUGCUGUGCCAGCUGCCUCUUAUGGUCGCAUCUAUGCUGGUGGGGGCACUGGCAGUCUUUCCCAGCCAGCCAGUCGCUAUUCUUCUCGAGAACAACUGGAUCUGCUCCUUCGGCGGCAGCUGAGCCGAGAACAACUAGAAGAGGCCCCUCUCCCUCGACUACAUCCCCUGAGCAGGCCUGGUUCCCAAGAACGCCUAGAUGCUGUUAUACCAUGUCGCCUCGAACCCCGAGAUCGGGGCAGUACCCUACCACGGAGGCAGCCACCCCGGGACUAUCCUGGUACCAUGGCUGGUCGCUUUGGAUCACGGGAUGCAUUGGAUUUAGGGGCACCCCGAGAAUGGUUGAGCACCUUGCCCCCACCCCGCCGUCCCCGGGACCUCGAGCCUCAGCACCCACCUCUGCCCCUCUCUCCUCAGCGGCAACUCUCGAGGGAUCCCCACUUGCCAUCCAGGCCCCUGGACACUCCGUGUAGGAGUUCAAACUCUCGAGAACCCCUGGAUCAGGGGCCUGGUCAGCAUCCCUCACGGGAGGCCCUGGGCCCCCCGCCACAGCCGCUCAGAGCUAGGGAGGAGCUGGCCAGCGGCCCCAGCCAUGGUCCUUCCACAGAGCAGCUGGACAUCCUUUCUUCCAUCCUUGCCUCUUUCAACUCCUCAGCCCUCUCGUCUGUGCAGUCAUCCAGCACGCCCUCCGGCCCACACACCACCGCCACCCCUUCCGCCACAGCCUCAGCCCUGGGACCCUCCACGCCUCGCUCUGCCACGUCACACAGUAUUUCAGAGCUGUCACCUGACUCAGAAGUUCCCAGAAGCGAGGGUCAUUCCUGAGGACCAGCCGAGGGCAAUGGAGGACUUGGGCCAACAAGAAAGAGACUCCAGGAAUCCGGGACAUGGAUCCCAAGGCAGACUCCAAGGAGCCCUCUCUCAGCUCUCACUGCAGAGCGGAGAUUCCUUGCACAUCUGCGAGCAUGCGCGUGACAGGUGCCCAGGAGGCAGGGACUAAAGGGGAGGACUUUUAUAUGUUUUGUACCUUUGUAACCAGAGAGAGAGAUGCUUAUGUUAUUUUUCAGCUUUUCUGUCUCCCAAGGGGGUGGGAAGGUGGGAGAGGAUGGGGGAAGGGAGGUGGUGGCGUCUGAGGCUGAGCUGGGACGGGGGAAGGGGACAGAGGGAGAGGGAGAAAGAUGUCGUUUGGUCCCAUUUGACUCCUUAGACCAUAUGCUCUUUUUUUUCCUCAUCUGUCACAGGCAACAGAUACAGGCCAAGUCCCCUCCCUCCUCUACCCUACCCUAAGGUUGAUCUAAAGAUUGUCAGGACCUAAAGUACAGAAUUUUAUCUUUGGUUUUCUUUUCUUUUUCUUUCCUCUUUUUUUUUUUUUCUUUUACCCUCAGUGACCUACAGACCAAACUUCUUGAACUGCGGUGGGGGUGGGGUGGGUCUUGCAAACAGGUCCUCUGAUUUCCUCUUGGGGGCUCAUUCGGGCCCAUCUUCCCUGUAGAUGUGUGUGUUUAGUAUAUGGGGUCCCUGCCACUUACUGCCUUAUGACCUAGGACAGAUGCUGCAGGUGCUUGGUGUAGCAGCAGCUGUCAUGUUUACAAAGCAAGGCUUCCCUUUCUCCCUCAGGGAGGGGGCUCAGGCCUCUCCCCACACAGCCCUGCAGACAGUGGGUGUAGGCCGAGGCAUCUGCUGCUGGCCCCUGCUCCUACCUGAGCAAAAGUUGUGGUGCCAUUUGAUUCUCUGAGGGUUGGGUGAACUAAGGGAACAGGAACAAGGGAAUUCAAGACCUAGAAUGUAGAUGCUGGGGGGCCUGGGUCUCUCAUGUUUACAGGAUACCCCCCUCCCCCAGCCUCCCAGUCCCUCUGGUCCCAGGGCUGCAGAAUCAAACUCCUUCCAUCCCUCUGUUAUUUAUUCCCUUAUAAAGGGGGAAAAAAAGGAUUGUUAGGACCUGUUCACAAAACUCACUUGUGUUACUGCUCUUUGUCUGAUGUCCAGAUCUGUGGACUUAAAAAACAAAAAAUUGUUACUUUGUUUACAGGUGGGGAUUUAUUUUUUUAUUUAUUUUUUUAACUUUGUUUACAACUUACAGCUUUUGAGCUUUUAUACUUUGUUUACAAUUGAGAAUUUUGUUGUUGGUUUUUAACUUUCCUUUGUCCACACGUGAAAGGUAGGGAAAGUGGGAGAGGGGCUUGGACCUAGCCUUUUUUUUUUUUUU
Dipodomys spectabilis (banner-tailed kangaroo rat) is the source of this 11371-nucleotide messenger RNA. RefSeq names its product cadherin EGF LAG seven-pass G-type receptor 3 (gene Celsr3). Lineage: Eukaryota; Metazoa; Chordata; Mammalia; Rodentia; Heteromyidae. Bases 1 to 9990 code for a protein of 3329 amino acids. The transcript has 36 exons. Gene Ontology annotation, molecular function: calcium ion binding; G protein-coupled receptor activity. The record is from RefSeq and is a predicted model, not a curated record. Gene Ontology annotation, cellular component: plasma membrane. Gene Ontology annotation, biological process: G protein-coupled receptor signaling pathway; cell surface receptor signaling pathway; homophilic cell-cell adhesion.